AGUUGGUCAGUAAGCUAGUAGGUUCUCCGCAGUGACAUUGUACGCUUGUAUUAAAAAAAAACCACCACAACGUGACAUGUCGGAGUUAUGCCGGCGUCAUAGAAUUAAAAAAGUAAAAUAUGCGCCCUGGUCACUUUGAGAAUUGAUAAAAAAAAAAUUGCAUCUGUCAAAAAUGACAGCGCGCGAGUGCUUGCCAAAGUUGAGUGAUGUGAAAAUGUUUUUUGUGUUUUUAAUUGUAUUGGACAGUUUGUUUGUUGCCGGCCAGGAGUAUGAGAGAGAUGCAAGAAAACUUUUCGGAGGCUACCGGAUAACUCCAUCAUAUUGCAAAGCAAGUAGAGCAGCGAAAUACAACAGAGGCAAUACGAUAUGCAUGUUCAACCACGAAUGCGUCAAACGCGGCGGAGAAGUAGUCGGAUCGUGUAUGGAUGGUUUCCUCUUCGGUGCCUGCUGCCAGCUCAAAUCAGACAGCCAGUCCCACAUACCAAAAGGCCCGGGCGUUGUCAUGACAAGUUACUUGGAUUAUCCGGACCCUGAGUCAGAAACUGACGAUUACGACGGUGAACAGCUCAGCGCGUGGCAUGAUAGCUUCAAACCAGUAGUAACACCGGGCUACCGACCCACAGUCGCCACGUCGACCAUGAAAGCGGAGCAGGACUUGAGCACGGAAACACAGAUGAUAUCAGAGGGUUUCAAUCAAAUCACUAAUUCUCUAUUGAGCACACCGCCGAAAGAUAACUAUAUUUACAUAAAACCAAAGCCUAAUAACGUGUAUUCGCAUAGUACAAUUAACCACGGUGGAGCUGAUACAAUUCUGCUACAUGCUAAUGGAAGUGAAGUGGAGGAUAUAGCGAGACCUUCAGAUUUUAACAUACAAAUAUCGUCUAUGCAAACGAAAUCAACGCCAUCUCCGAUAUCUACAUCACCAUCUUCACCAUCUAUAAUUGUAUCAACGCAUCGUCCAGUUUUAAAACCCGUUUUCAAACCGAAACCAUCAAAUAAGAAUGCAUCUAGCACAGAGAAUUACGUAAUGGUUUCCACUGUUACCAAAGAAACAGAAAACUCAGCAGAAUUGUCAUCAUUCGACAGCAUAAUUCAAAUGUUAAACGGAAGCACACCGAGUAUGAGGGACGAGGUCAGUUCACCAUCAUCACUAGAUGUUAUGGAGACAAAGUCGUCACCGAUUCCGACAACAGCAAUGCCAGUAUCAUACAGUAGUGGAUAUCCAGAUUACUAUCUAUCUACCGGACAUUACGUCACAUUAAAACCUUACAACGCAAGCAAAAAGCCAAUAUCCGUUACCUCCAAGAAACCAUAUACAAAGAAACCAUCGUAUACUACUCCAAACAGCAUACCUAACGACGAGAGACCCUCAAGCAAUUCUUAUUCUAAGCCUAGUCAAUCAACUAGUCAAGCGAUCGAAGCGUUUAACAACUAUCCCACUGAUCCAAGUGAAUUUGGCCAAACUGUUACUACAUUUAGCUAUGUUAGUUCUACAACAACUAAGCGUACCACGACCUCUAGAAAACCACCAUCAACCAGCUACGUCACUGGAUCCAAUCCUUUGAGACGACCAGUCACUCCACCCACGAACAACGUAGACUACAACCCAUCAGAUACUUUCUCUAGCGUAACACCAACUGUCAUUGUACUCAAUAGCUUACAAACAGACAAACCCACCACCACAUCAGAAGAAACACAAUUCGUUGAAAUAUCACAAGAACCGUUUAAGAAACCAGUCAGUCAGAUCACGGUUAACAAUCAUAUAGAAUCAACGAACAACAUCUACAUGGGCAAACCUCCGAGCUUCGAACGACCAUCGUCACCCACCGUUGUGAUUACACCAAAGCCAUCCCCUACUACAACCCCAUAUCCAGUGCGAAUCAGUUCAAAACCGAGUCCUUCCACAGCCAAUUACGAAUUCUAUGCUGAAACUACGACCUACAAGCAAGAAAUGCAAACAUCUCCCGACGAUUUAAUAAACUUCCCACCAGUAAGAAACCCAAUGCUAAACGCUACCGGUUCGAACCCAGCCGUUUUCAACACAUCAAUAUCAAUGGCCGAUAAUGAUUUAGACAUCCUGCACGACGUAGAUUUUACCACACCCACAUGGCAAGAAGAUGAGAAAUUGAACGAGAAAAUGAAUUUAUUCGUUAACAAAAUCGUUGGAAGUCUCCAAGGUACCUUCCAAGAGCUACAUGAUAUUGUAAUAUUGGAUAAGAAACCUAAUAUAACAAAAACUACGCCGAAACCUCCGAGACGGACUGUGCCUACAAGAAAAACAACAACAACAAAGAAGCCCACACGGAUUACGACGACUAAAAAGCCACCGAGGACAACUAAGAAACCAGUAAAGUUGACUACGCUAGCUAGACGGCCAACUACCACGUCACCACCACCCACUACCACUACCCCAGCUCCAACAACUACGAAAAAAGCGGUGACCACGACCAAGCGACCCAAGCCCACCAAGAGGGUCACCACCACGACAGCGACUGCUACAACCGUCACGGAACUGGCUGAUGACGUCACCACGGAACUGUACUCCGAUCAAAGCAUCGAUUACAAUGAUAAAAAUUUAUGCGGAGUGCGUCCGCUGGUGAAAUCGGGCCGUAUAGUCGGUGGUAAGAACGCGAGAUUUGGCGAGUGGCCCUGGCAGGUUCUGGUGAGGGAGUCCACUUGGCUUGGCCUCUUCACCAAGAACAAAUGUGGUGGUGUGCUCAUUACCAGCAGAUACGUCACUACUGCUGCGCAUUGUCAGCCUGGUUUCCUUGCAUCACUGGUAGCUGUUUUUGGUGAGAAUGAUAUAUCUGGUGACGUGGAACCUCGACGACCGGUCGCCAAAAACGUCCGCAGGGUGAUCGUGCACCGGCAGUAUGAUGCAGCGACCUUCGAGAACGACCUGGCGCUUCUGGAGUUGGAGUCUCCUGUGAAGUUUGAUGCGCAUAUCGUGCCAAUCUGUAUGCCGCAAGAUGACGCCGAUUUCACUGGGCGUGUCGCGACUGUCACUGGGUGGGGGCGGUUGAAAUAUGGCGGUGGAGUGCCCGCUGUGCUGCAGGAGGUGCAGGUGCCAGUAAUAGAAAACAGCGCUUGCCAAGAGAUGUUCCACACAGCUGGACACACUAAGAAGAUACUCAGCUCUUUCAUCUGCGCUGGAUACGCGAACGGUCAGAAGGACUCUUGUGAGGGUGACAGUGGCGGGCCUCUAGUGCUGCAACGUGACGACGGCCGCUGGCAACUGGUGGGCACAGUGUCUCAUGGUAUUAAAUGCGCUGCGCCUUUCCUGCCUGGUGUUUAUAUGAGAACAACUUACUAUAAGCCAUGGUUGAGGACCAUUACUGGGGUGAAAUAGGGGGAGGGUAAAAAAAUGUCUAAAAA
Zerene cesonia (dogface butterfly) is the source of this 3375-nucleotide messenger RNA. It is a transcript of the gene flz, whose product is annotated as serine protease filzig. The record is from RefSeq and is a predicted model, not a curated record. Lineage: Eukaryota; Metazoa; Arthropoda; Insecta; Lepidoptera; Pieridae. The coding region runs from base 173 to 3349 and encodes 1058 amino acids. Gene Ontology annotation, molecular function: serine-type endopeptidase activity. Gene Ontology annotation, biological process: proteolysis. The transcript is spliced from 8 exons.